Messenger RNA from Dalotia coriaria, 1881 nucleotides. Its product is annotated as nose resistant to fluoxetine protein 6-like. Gene Ontology annotation, molecular function: acyltransferase activity, transferring groups other than amino-acyl groups. Lineage: Eukaryota; Metazoa; Arthropoda; Insecta; Coleoptera; Staphylinidae. The coding region runs from base 109 to 1881 and encodes 590 amino acids. The transcript has 10 exons. The record is from RefSeq and is a predicted model, not a curated record.
CGUGAACAACUAAGAGGCGAAGGAGAAGUAUGUAAAAUAUUUAAAGAUUUCCUUGCUAAUCAAACAGAUCCUGAAACAUUGGAGAAUCAUUCUGAUUGGCUUAUAAAAAUGAUUGAUUCUUGGGGAAAAAUUCCGAGUGGAAUUACGGAAGGCAAUGUCAAUGAUUUGGGUCAGUUCGACGAAUGCAUGGCCAUUGAAGGAAAAAACAUAGAUGUCUCCGGAAAAUAUUGCGAGGAGGGGUUAACAUUAUUUAAUAAAAUUAGCAUUGCAGUUUGCAUUCCCACCGAUUGCGAACUGUUCCCUAUAGAAGGAUCAUCGUACAUUCAAGUUAAUUCAGGUUUUUGCCAAACUAAUGAUACGGGUUCUGAAUUUACCACUGGCGACAUAAUUGUUGCGGCCAUUUUCGGCAUAAUUUUGGCAUUGAUGGUGUUAAGCACAUGUUAUGACUGUUGUUUGCAUUAUACUCAAAACGUAAUAGAAGCAUUUCUUAAAUUGAUAAGAAAAAACGCUAAUACAAUGAUUUUAGAAAUAAAUUCGCCGCUCUUGAUUGCUUUUUCCGUUUUGACAAACACAAAGAAAUUAUUCGCGACUAAUUCACAAUCGUCAGGACAAGUUUCUUGUUUGAAUGGAAUUCGAACGAUUAGUAUGAUGUGGAUUAUCGCCGGGCACUCGUUUGUGAUGCAAGCAUCAUACCCAAAUGUCAAUCUUCGCUCAGCGUAUGAAUUUGUAAUGGAUGACAGAUCAAGCUAUGUUCGAGUAGCGCACUUUUCCGUCGACACGUUUUUCUUCCUCUCCGCAUUUUUGCUCUCCUAUAAUUACAUAAAAAAUAUUCAACGUGCAAAAGCAUCAGCUGAAAAGAAAUCAGAACAACCACAAAAUCCUUUAACUUUGAGCAAAGUACCAAUGUUUACAAUAAUGCCACCUAUGGCUGCUUUCUAUGCACUGGCAAAUACACUUGCAUUCCAUACUACAAAAGGACCUCUAAGUGUCAGUGUGAAUCCAAAUAUAUCUGAUGCAUGCUUUGACCAUUGGUGGAGUUUCUUUUUGUUUAUUCAGAAUUAUACGCAUCCUGAAAAUAUGUGUUUGCUGACGACUUGGUAUCUAUCUGCUGACAUGCAAAUGUUCUUAGCGUCGCCGUUAAUAAUCAUUCCAAUUGGAGAAUUAAUUUUACGAGGAAAAAAGCGAUUGGCGUACAUUUUUGUUAGUUUUGUCAUAAUUGCAUGUAUAGCUUUUCCAAUAAUACCUGAUAUUCUUCAGGAAGAGGAUGCCUUCCAAAAUGAAUACUCUACACAUCCAAGAUUAUCUAUCUAUGCAUUAGGUAUUUUAUUUGGUAUGAUCGUCAUCGAUUGCUCGAACAAAAAGAUUAAAAUUCAUAAUGCUUUGAAUGUGUUACUAUGGGUGGCUUCUCUUGGAGUUUUGGUAACCGUAGUUUGUACAAAUUUGGAUGCCGCCGUGGUCAAUCCAACAAUAGUUAAAAAGACAUUGUAUUACGCCUUUGCCCGGCCGGCAUGGGGACUUGCUCUCUGUUGGAUUUUAUUUGCUUGCCAUUUCGGUUAUGGCGGGCCAGUCAACUGGUUACUUUCAGCAUCAAUUCAUCAAGUUACGACAAGACUUUCUUUCAGCAUGUAUCUUUUACACAUGUUGGUUCAGACCAGAUAUUUGGCUUACGCCAGGACUGCGCUCCACUUUUCUGAGUAUGAAAUUAUUUAUCGUUGGUGCGGUGAUUUCAUCUUUACGAUUGUCUUUUCUAUCAUUUGGGUGUUGGCCUUUGAGUCACCUGUUGUGAUAUUGGAAAAACUUAUUUUCGGAGGCGGAAAAAAGCUAAAUCAAGGGAAAAUACCAGGGAGAUCAAAACCGACGCUCAACAAGUCUAAAAAUUAA